AUGGAAGAACACAUUAAUCGAAAGUUUCAUUCGCGACUUCAAACCGAAACUGUCAAGAUGAAUUUAAGCUGGGGAAUCGCCGCAGCCGGACGGAUAACACACGAUUUCGUCUCGGCAUUGGACACCAUUGAGAAUUCCAAGCAUUCGGUGGUGGCUGUGGCCGAUGUGGAUGGCCAGAGGGCCCGGGAGUUUGCGCAGCGCCAUCAGAUUCCGCGUCACUACGAUGGCUUCGAUGCGCUCUCCCUCGAUCGGACAGUGGAUGUGGUAUAUGUGGGGACCCUCAAUCCCUAUCACCAUACUGUGGUGCGUCUGAUGCUGGAACGCGGCAAACAUGUGCUGUGUGAGAAGCCACUCUGCCUGAGUCUCAAGCAGGCUCAGGAACUUUAUGCGCUGGCCGAGCGCAAGGGAGUGUUUCUCAUGGAAGGUAUGUGGUCCCGUUUCUUUCCCAGCUACGAGCGAUUGCGUGAGCUGCUGCUGAGCGACAGCAUUGGCGAGGUGGCUCUGAUAAAGGUGCAGCAUGGAUUUCGUGCCACUGGUGUGGAACGCAUAAGCAGUCGCGCUUUGGGCGGCUCCAUAACCCUCGACAUAGGGCUGUAUGCCCUGCAAUUGGGUCAGUUCAUCUAUGGCACUGCGCCGAUUAAAAUCAAGGCCAGCGGCACAUUAAAUGGCGAUGGCGUCGAUGUACAAUCUGAGUUCACUCUAGAUUAUGGCAAUAAUAGGCGCCUAAUCGCGCGUGUAUCGGGCCUUGAGAGCUUGGAGAACGAUGCGAGAAUUGUGGGUAGUAAAGGGGAAAUUAAGCUUUCCAAUUACUGGUGCUGUACGCAGUUGACGAGGCCAAAUGGAUCGACCGAGUCGUGGCCCUUACCUACAACUUCUAAAUUUGAUUUUCAUCAUACAAACUCUUGUGGGCUGCGCUACGAGGCUGAGGAGGUGCGCCAAUGCAUUGAGAAGCGGAUGCUGGAGAGUCCAAAAUAUACGCAUGCGGCCAGUCUGGAAUUGAUUGGAAUUGAGGAUGAGAUACGGCGACAAAUUGGUGUUACUUUCGAUGACGUCAUUGGGUUCAACAAAUAAACAAAUCACUUUCAAAUAAAACCAUGUUGUUAUUCUAA
This is a messenger RNA of Scaptodrosophila lebanonensis, 1109 nucleotides long. RefSeq names its product trans-1,2-dihydrobenzene-1,2-diol dehydrogenase. Gene Ontology annotation, molecular function: nucleotide binding. Lineage: Eukaryota; Metazoa; Arthropoda; Insecta; Diptera; Drosophilidae. The record is from RefSeq and is a predicted model, not a curated record. The transcript is spliced from 4 exons. Bases 1 to 1071 code for a protein of 356 amino acids.